Messenger RNA from Styela clava, 12387 nucleotides. RefSeq lists its product as uncharacterized. Gene Ontology annotation, molecular function: protein binding; calcium ion binding. Lineage: Eukaryota; Metazoa; Chordata; Ascidiacea; Stolidobranchia; Styelidae. The record is from RefSeq and is a predicted model, not a curated record.
UUAGUUACUUCGUACGUCUUAUAUAACAUUAGAUUAAAAUAUAACCGGACGAAAGGAAAAUAAAUCGAGACUAGCAAGGAUUGGUUUUCAGCGAUAAUGGCGACCCGAACUCGACUCAAAGAAUUAUUAUGCUUCGUACUUGUCCUUUGUAUCACAUCUUUUGAUAACGUUAUUGGACAGAGUGGUGAUGGAGAAACAGUGGCGGUAUUUUUAUCUGUAACUUUAACGGGAGAGACGUUCAACGAAAGAUUAAAUAUCAAAACAUCGACAGAAUAUAUCUCAUUAAAAGAUUCCUUGGAAGAGGCCAUUGACGCUGAGACUAAGGCUGAAAUGGACAGCAGAGGGUAUUCUUAUUCGAGCAUCAAAAGCAAUGUUCGUAAUUUAAAAUCUGGCAGCGUCAUUGCAGAAUUUGAAGUAACAGUCGAAGGCACAACAGCCAGUUCACAACAAGUUGUAACUGCUACAAAAGCUACAAGUUCAGACUCAACUAUUGGAAGUUUUGCAGUGAAUCAAAUUCAAGAUGUUGAUGAAUGCGAAAAUACUGCAAGCAAUAACUGUGAUGCGAAUGCUUCUUGUCAAAAUAUAGAGGGAUCCUUCACAUGUGCAUGUAAAACGGGAUACACUGGAAGUGGCGUUACCUGCGCUGAUAUAGAUGAAUGCUCACUCAACACGCAUGAUUGCCACAAUCAAUCAUCGUGUUCAAACAAUAAUGGAUCCUUCACCUGCACUUGCUUAAGUGGAUAUACCGGAGAUGGAAAAAAUUGUACCGACAUAGAUUUAUGUGAUGCUUCCAGCCCUUGCCAUAGCGACGCAGUUUGUGUAAACGUUGCGGGAUCGGGCACAUGUGUAUGUAACACCGGAUUUACAGGAGAUGGAUCCUCCUGUGUCGAUAUUGAUGAAUGCUCAGAUGCAUCUAGUUGUGACGAAAAGGCAACAUGCGCCAACAACAACGGAUCGUUCACCUGCACUUGUCAAGCUGGAUACUCUGGAGAUGGGUCGUCUUGUGUUGAUAUGGAUGAAUGCACAAGUGGAUCAAACGAUUGUGACAGCAAUGCAAUAUGCACAAAUAAUCCUGGAGGAUUUUCUUGUGCUUGUAAACCGGGAUUUACUGGUGGCGGGAAAUCGUGUUCAGAUAUCAACGAAUGUACCGAUGGUAGUAAUAACUGCAACACAAAUGCUGAUUGUUCCAACAAGGAUGGUUCAUUUACAUGUGCUUGCAAAUCUGGAUUUAAUGGAGAUGGAAUAUCUUGUGAAGAUGUUGAUGAAUGUGCUUCUCCAGAAACUAAUAACUGUCAUGAAAACGCAAUUUGUUCAAACAUUCCUGGAUCAUUUUCCUGCGCUUGUAAAGCUGGAUACACUGGUGAUGGAACUACGACAUGUACAAACAUCAACGAGUGCGAUGCCGGGACAGACAACUGCAAUGCAAAUGCUGAUUGCACGGAUACUGAAGGUUCAUUCACUUGUAAAUGCAAAACAGGGUUUUCAGGAAACGGUGUUGAUUGUGAAGAUAUUAAUGAAUGCGAUCUUGGAACUGAUGAUUGCAGUCCGGUCCCUCGAGGUGUUUGUACAAACCAACCGGGCACAUUUACGUGCUCGUGUGCUGAAAAUCAUGCCGGAGACGGGAAGAACUGCCAAGAAAUUGAGGUAUUGCCUGCACCAAAUGAGAUUUCCGUAGCUGAAAGUAUCGCAAAAGUGGAACUCAUUUCGGAAAGGAGACAUAAAAAUUACGAGAUCCAAGUGAGAAGAGUUGGAUCAGGAGACUCUGGCAUCACAUUCAACUUCGUAGAUUCUGAAUCAUCCAUGGUUGUUGACAUUGAUAAUUUGGAAUCCGGAACUGAAUACGAAGUUCGUGCUAGGGUUCGGGUUCUACAAAAUGGUUUUGAAGUUACUCCCGAUUACAGCCCAAUUCUAUAUAUCACCACAGAUUAUCCAGAAGAGUCUGCAAGUGUCAGUGUUAACCAAGUAUUUAUAUCUUCCUACAAUAACAUUAAUAGCCAAGAAUCUAUUACUUUCAUUUCUUCCAUCACUACCAUCAUGAUGCAGUCUUCUACUAUAAUCAUCUCUGUCCAAGUAUAUUAUUUGUUCCCAGGAAGUGUUCAAGCAUUGAUGGACGUGAAAACAAACAACACAGCAAAUCAAACACUCGAGAACGCUAUUUCCGACAAUUCAAAUUUAUCAGUGACAGUGUUACCAAAAGAAUCCAAUCCUCCUCCUCCAGAAAAUGUUACGGUUACAGAUGUUACUACUUCACAAUUCUCAAUUCAAUGGUCUCCAGUUGAAAAUGCUUUUGAAUACCAAGUUUUCGUAAAAUAUAGCGGUUCAAAUCAGACAUACAGUACGAAUGAUACAAGCUUUACGGUAUCUGCACUACCUGCAAACACUCCUAUUGUAGCUUCUGUUCGUGCCGUCGUCAAAAAUGGUACUGCUUACAGAUUCUCCAACAGCAGUGCUGAAAUAGUUUUUAAUACAAAAUCAGAAGGACCAGCAAAUCUUAUGGCUACUGUUUUGACUGGAACUGUCAUCAUUAUCAAGUUUGACAAAGUAAAAACUGCAGAAACUUACUACAUUUCAAUUAAAAAUAAUCCUGAAUUUGAUUUCACACUCACUGCUGAUAGUGAAGUAAAUGGAACUUUCAGUAAAGAGAUUGAUGGUCUGAUGGCCAACACAUCAUAUACCAUAGGAGCCAUUGCAACUGUCGGAUCAGCUAAUAGCACAGAGUCUACUAUCUCAGCUACCACAGGUCCGGAAACUGUGUCCGGAAUAGCAAUCUACAAUGUUACCAAGGAUGGGUUUAAUUUUGAGCAUGAUAAUGUGAACAUAUUGCCAGCUAUCAGUACUAGUUAUGUUAUCAAAUACAUGUCAUCAGGCGGGUCACAGGAACAAAACACUGAUGCAAGUGAUACAUUUAUUGCAGCAGUGAAUCCUGCAACAACAGAGUAUAAUGUGUCUGCUGCUUAUAAAACUACCAAAAUGUCGCCGUUCUCAUCUUCUAUAUCUUCAAAAAUAUGGACUGUGACAUUGGUUACCAACGACUCGAUAAGUUUCUCAUGGGAUUCGUACAAAGAUGCGACUAGCUACACAAUAUCAAGCUCAUCUGGCUCAACAUACAUUGAAACCCAGCCAUCAACUGCAUUUACAUCACUAACUCCUGGAAUCGAAUAUAGAUUGAAAGUGUCGAUCGAAGAUAAAUUGCUUUUUGAUGUACCUCAAUUUACUUGUCCACCAGCUGCAGCCAACCUUGCUUGUAAACCAAAAACUUCAGAAUGCAUAACAGUGACAUGGAAUGAAGCUGUAUCUGCAACAUCGUAUGUGGCAUCAGCAGUUGAAAAUCAGUUUGCAAUAGUAACAGUGUCAUUUGCUGACAGGAGUGCUGAAAUUUGUAAUUUGACAAGUGGCAACAAAUACACAAUAAAUUUAAAAACAGUCAAUAGAGCUUGUGAAAGUGAUGUUGCAUCAGUCCCAGAUUGUAUAACAGAUGUUGAUGAGUGUGCUGGCGCAAAUGACUGCCCAGCAGAAUCACAAUGUCAGAACACUAUUGGAUCAUAUGCAUGUGUUUGCAAACCAGGAUUUACUGGAAACGGGACGGUUUGCACAAAUAUUAAUGAAUGCACUAGUGGAACGCACAACUGUAGCAACAAUGGCCAAUGUAAUGACAAUGAUGGAGGUUUUACAUGUGCUUGUUUCGAUGGUUUUACCGGUGAUGGAUUUACUUGUACAGAUAUAAAUGAAUGUGUUACUUUGAACGAUUGUGAUACAAAAGCUGAAUGCUUAAAUACUGCUGGAACAUACAGUUGUCGUUGCAAUGAUGGAUAUUCUGGCAAUGGAAAGUCAUGUGCUGAUGUUGAUGAAUGUGGGCUUUCUACAAUUCCAUGUGACACAAAUGCAAAUUGUGCAAACACCCCUGGAAAUUAUACUUGCACUUGCAAAUCUGGCUUCACUGGAAAUGGAACAGUAUGCAAUGAUAAUGAUGAAUGUGCUUCUGAAUCAACCAAUAACUGUGCCAGGAAUACAAACUGCACAAAUCUAUCUGGCAAUUAUUCCUGUGAAUGCAAGACUGGAUUUGAUGGUGAUCCAUAUAAACCUGGAACUUGUCAAGAAAUUGAAAAACUACCACCACCUAUUGGAUAUGCAGUUUAUACCACUUCUGUAUAUUUUAGAAUUAACUCCAGCUUACCACACCAAGAAUAUUCGGUAAUAAUAUAUGAAGCUGACGGAACAGUUAAAGAGACAACUACUACUGCCACACAAUUUGCUAGUUUUUCUUCGUUAUCUGAGGGAACAAAAUACACAAUUACCGUCAAAAUUACCAAACUUCAAAAUGGUGCAGUUGUAACUGCUGGUCCAGAGAGUGAUGUACUCAACGUAGAAACAAGUCGCUCAUCUAUCAAAGUGCUUAUAGUGUUAACGGACGAAACAUAUACAUCAAGUCUCACUGACAGAUCAAGUACAGAAUUUACUGAUAUGUACAAUAUUUUCAAAUCAAGAUUUGAAGAAAUUCAUCCAAAUGACGCAAUAUCCUUUGAAGUUCUUGGAUUUUUUGCUGGUAGUGUAGAAGCUCUAACUGAAAUUGUACAGAAUACUUCUUCAACUGCAACAAUUCCAGGGGCAACUCUUACUAGUGGAACUAUUAGCCAAAGUGCCACACUUGCAACAGCUCCCGCUGGAUUAUCUCUGACUUCAGACUCCUCCAAUAGUUUAACAGCAGAAUGGAAUGCCGUUACAGGAGGUAGCGUUUCAUAUAUUUUAGAAGUGCAAUGUGAAACCACUACGACUCAUUACACAACCUUAACAAGUUUUUCUGUUUCCGGACUCUCACCAAACACUGCAUGUGCUGCAACUGUACGUGCAGUUGUCAAUACACAAGUCACAGUUUCUUCUGCAGUUAAAACUGUUACAACAUUGGCUGCAGGGCCUACGAUAAGUGCCACUGUAUUGAGCGCCACAAGCAUUAGAGUUGCAAUUGAUGCAGUCAGUGGUGCUGACAAAUAUUAUGUAACGGUGAAUGACACAUCAGAUCCAAUUGAUACAUUCACUGCAGCAGAUGUCAUUGAUAACAAACUAAGUAAAGAUAUUACAGGAUUAACUCCAGCUUCAGCUUUACUUAUAACGGUGUCAGCUGAAAUUAGUGGAGUAAAUGGAACUGAAUCUACUGCUACUGUGACCUUAGGUCCUAACACUGUAUCUGGACUGAUAUUGUUCAAUAUUACAAACAAUGGAUUUGAUGUAGUGUUUGAUGCUGUGUCACUUGAAGGAGGAGCUAGUGUGUCUCAUAUUGUAAAAUAUAUACCAGUUACUGGUACUGGUACUGCAAUCUCAGUGGAAACAUCAUCAAAUACUGUACAUAUUGCGUCAGAUCCAAUCACAACACCUUACAAUGUUUCAGUUGCAUACAAAUCUAACUCGGUGGACAGUGCAUUCUCAUCUGUAGUAUCAACAAAGGUUUAUAACAUUGAUGCUGUGGCUGCUGAUAGCAUAGAAUUAAGAUGGAAUGCUGUUCCGAACAAUCUUGGCAUCACUUUUUCAAGUUUGAUAACCAGUGGAGGAGCUUCACAGGAUAAAUUAUUGCGGGAUUUGACCAGAACAUUCACUAGUCUUACAGCAGGAACUAAAUACACAAUGAAAGUUACCAUGCUCAUAUCAGCUUUCAGUACAUCUGUUACCUAUUUUGAAAUUAGUCAGUUAACCAUACCUGAUCAAGUGAAAAACCUACAAUGCAAGCCUUCUACGGAAACGUGUUUCUCUUUAACAUGGGAUGCUGAUUCUGCAACAACAUACGCAUCAGAAAUAAACCAAGGAACAGCAACUGGUGUUGAAGUUACAGUGAACAACACAAAACCUGGUGCUGAAGUUUGCAAUGUGGCAACUGGAAGCUUGUACAAUGCUUCUGUAACAGCUACAAACACAGCUGGAUCAGGAGUAGCAGCUACAAUUCAAAAUUGUUACUCCGUUUUGCCUGGGCCAACUAAUGUCAAUAUAAAAGUGGACAAUCAAACUUGCUUCACAAUAUCAUGGAAUGCAAUUUCAAAUGCAAAUUCAUACACAGCAACUCUGCGGAGUUCUACUGCAACGAGUAUGUCAGAGACAUCAACAUCCAACUCUGUGCAAAUUUGCGGAUUAGAAGUUGCAACUUUGUAUAAUGCUUCUGUUAAUGCAACUUAUGAGGCAGGAGAGAGUUUGCCUAGCAACGAUGUUGUCUCACAGAUAACAGCUCCAUCUGCACCAUCCCUAUCGUUCGUUACUGCCACCACAACCAGCAUUACAUUAUCUUGGAUUAAAUCAAGUACAGCUCAAACCUACCACAUACAAACAACACAAACUGCACCGACGGCAACUGCUGCGAUGAUUCAUUCUACAACUAGCACAACUCUGACAAUAAAUGAUUUGCAGCCAGGGCAUGAAUACGAUUUUGUUAUUAUGGCAGAAAAUGCUGGAGGAAACAGCACCAUGAGUGCAACAUUAAAGCAAAUCACAAUCCCAGGAAGUGUUCCAAAUUUUCAAGUCGAUACUGCAAAUGUUGCUCAGCUGUCAAUACCUUUCACGUGGACUGAAGUUACGGGUGCAUUAAAUUAUGUUGUUUCUGUAACAAAGGAUGGUACAGAAGUUUCCACUGCAAACCCUACUGCAAGUCCUUGGAGUGGUAUUACAAAUUUAAAUGAUGGAGAAAGUUACAACAUAUCUAUUUAUGCUGUAUCAAAAGCUGUUGGAGUUACUCAAAAUGGCGCUCCAGUGUCAAUUUCAUUUGAAACAGCACCUCCUGUGCCAACUAAUAUAGUACCAAAUAGCAUCACCACAAAUAGCAUGCAGUUUACAUGGAAUGAUUCUAAGGGAGCUACAGGUUAUGACGUUAUAUUGAAACAAAAAACACCUGAUGGACCUUCUCAAAAUGUAACAACAUCAACUGCUAUGCAGUCGUUCAGUAGUUUAACAGCAGGAUAUGUUUACACAAUUACAAUUCGGAGCAAAAAUACUGGUGGAUUUAGCCUUGCUAGUGCAGGGGUUGACCAAAUAACAGUUCCAAGCCCAGUACAAGAUCUUCAGCUCAGGAAUGGUUCAUCUCAAACUAGUUUUAGAUUGCAGUGGACAACAGCGACAGGAGCAGCCACAUAUGAUGUCACAUUAACUAAAAGUGAUGGAACUGGAACACCAGUUUCUAAACCUGUCUCUGAUGGCUUUGCCGAUUUUGGAUCAAGUGAAGGCAUAACAGCUGGAACAAAUUAUACUGUAUCAGUUGUUGCUAAAACUUCUACUGCUGAUGGAAUACAACAGGCCAGUGAAUCAACGCAGUACACAUUUUCAACAGCUCCUUUGGAUCCAAAUACACCAACUGAAGACAGCAGUACAGAGACAACAAUUACAUUUUCAUGGACUCCAGAUGCAACUGGAGCGAAAUUUUAUGAAGUUGAGGUUUUAGAUGGAUCUACAACUGUUCAGAAAGUCAAUGUCACAGGGACAACAACAACCAUUACUGGACUGACCAGUGGGACGCAAUAUACUAUUCAAAUCAGAGCUAUAAAUGACUUUGGAUCAAGCCAAACCAUCAGUGGAACAUUAAGCACAAGACCAGGCAGUCCGGAUUUCAAUACAACUGAUAUAACAACAAACUCAAUAAAACUGGUAUGGCUUGCAAUACCUGGUGCACAAGCUUACAGUGUAGGAGCGAAGCGUACAAGUGAUAACGUUGCCAUUAGCGUUAGUCCAAACUACAUUAGAGUACCUAUCAUUGAAACAACAAUCACUGGGCUUUCUGCUGGAACAAAUUAUACUAUUACUAUGACGACUCGUGGUGGUUUCAGAGACAGUGCAGAUAAUUCGAAAAUCCAAAUUACAGUUCCCGAAGCCCCAACUGUAACACUUGCUACCAGGGCAACAGACGCUUUUCAGUUUACAUGGAAUAUGAUCACGGGUGCUGAUAAUUUUAUUGUGUCAUAUAAAAAAUUGACUGAUGCCAGCACCACAGAUUUAACAGUAAAUAAUAUGUCGUAUACCAUUUCAAGUUUGGAGUCAGGAACUGCGUACAUGAUUGCAAUAAAAUCUGCUAACUCAGCUGGAUCAAAUGGAUCUCCAGUUGAAUAUAAUACAGUGAUAAGUGCUGGUCAACCUGCGGUCACCAUUUCAAGUGAAACAACAGAUGGAUUCACUGUUUCGUUCCCUGAAGUUCCGGACAGAAAUAACUUUGACGUUGUUGUUACUCCUGGCCCAAAGACCGUUUCUACUUCCACAAAUUCAGCUGUAAUUAAUGGAUUAAGUCCAGGAACAACUUAUUCAGUCACCGUCUUCGUUAAUUAUAAAACUGUUGGAAGAAGUUCAGGAAGUACAGCUGUCUCAGCAACAACUUUGGCAGUGGCUCCAACCAACUUUGCUGUAUCAAGCAAUACACAGAACGAAGGAAUAACUCUAAGUUGGACAGAAGUAUCUGGUGCAACGAAUUAUCAAAUCACAGCAACAACAUCUACUGGAUCAUUGUCCUAUAAUUAUACAACAUCACCUCAACUCAUACCAACAGUACUUGGAUCUGUUUAUAACUUUUCUGUUAGAACAAUAAAUAGCGAUGCCAUGUUGGGACCUGCGGCUACUCUUGAUUCAAUUUCAGCAGCGGCUGUAAAAGUCUUUGAUCUUGAAAUAACAUUGAAUUCCACUUACACAUACUCAAGUAAUUUGGCUGAUAAAACAUCGUCAGAAUUCAGUCAGCUUCAGAUUAUUGUUGUAAAUGCACUCACUAUCAUUUUGAAUAAUUGGAGCGGAUUUGUAAAAAUUGAAGUCAAUGAAUUUUUGAACGGAAGCGUGGUUAGCAGGACAAGUCUAACAUCCUCAUCACCAAGUGACACUGCUACAUCAGUUGCAAAUCUAUACACGACAUCCACAGCAGAUAAAACCACUUUUACUACAUCCGGUCUUACAACAGAUAUAAAUGAAUGCAUCAACUCCCCUAGCCCAUGCGACAAAAAUGCUGAUUGUGUUAAUACUCCGGAUGCAUACACCUGCACUUGCAAAACUGGAUAUACAGGAAAUGGCCAAACAUGCACUAAUAUCGAUGAAUGCAGCGGAACAAGUCCGUGCCAUGCAGAGGCAACUUGUCAAGACCAGCCAGGUACAUACAUUUGUACUUGCAAUACUGGAUACACAGGUAAUGGUACCACAUGCUCAGAUGUUAAUGAAUGUCCAUCAGCAUGCAGUGGCACAAGUACAUGUGAAAACACAGUUGGCAGUUACAAGUGCAACUGUGAAUCAGGGUACACAUACAGUGGUACAACAUGUGUGGAUGAUGACGAAUGUUCAACAAGUACUCCUUGUGAUACAAAUGCACAAUGUGCCAACAUUCCUGGAAGUUUCACUUGUUCAUGUAAAACUGGCUAUACUGGAAAUGGAGUUACAUGUUCAGAUUUAGAUGAGUGUUCGAGCACUCCUGGUGUUUGUACGGCAAAUCAAGUCUGCACAAAUAAUCCAGGAUCCUACACCUGUCCAUGCAAAACUGGUUUUGUAGAAAAUGCAGCAAAGACAGAUUGUGUUGAUCAGAAUGAAUGUACUACUAACCCUUGUCAUGCUGCAGCGUCAUGCCUCAACAAUGUGGGAAGUUAUACAUGUACUUGUAAUUCUGGAUUCAGUGGUAGUGGUUCUUCAACUGGGGAUGGAUGUGUUGAUAUUAACGAAUGCUUGGAUGAUACUUUAUGUAAAGCAAAUGAAACCUGCACGAAUACUUCCCCUGGAUAUUUCUGCUCCUGUAAAGUUGGAUUUUCUGGAGAUGUGUCAACAUCGUGUAUUGAUAUUGAUGAAUGUGCUUCUGCAAACCCUUGUCAACCAAAUGGAGUUUGUAGCAACAGUGUUGGAUCAUAUUAUUGUACUUGUAAUUCAGGUUACUUUGACAAUGCUGGAUCAUGUGACGAUAUUGAUGAAUGUUCAUCAAACAUAAAUGUUUGUUCUGACAGAGCCAAUUGUGUAAAUGAAAUUGGAUCAUUUAGAUGUGACUGCAAACCAGGUUUUAGUGGAAGUGAUAAUGUAUGUGUUGAUAUUGAUGAAUGUCUAGCAUCACCUGAUCCAUGUUCUACAGUAUUGAAUACAGUGUGUGUUAACAGAAUGGGGAACUUUUCCUGUGAUUGCAAGCCUGGUUAUUCAUUGAUUGGUUUGGCGUGUACAAACAUUAAUGAAUGUGAAUUGACACCAAAUCCGUGUGCAAGCGAUCGUGUUUGCGUUGAUAAUGAAGGAAGUUAUUCGUGCGACUGUCAACCUGGAUUUAGUGGAACUAAGUGUGAUGAUGUGAAUGAAUGCUCACUAGGAGCCGAUAAUUGUAAUGCAAAUGCAGAUUGUGCAAACACAAUUGGAUCUUUCAGUUGUAGUUGCAAACAAUAUUAUGCUGGGGAUGGUGUUACUUGCACAGCUAAUAUAACUACAGUAUAUAUUGAACAAACAAUCACAAAGUAUGAAUAUUCUGCUCAAUUAACAAGAGCGACAACAACAGAACCUGAAUUAUCAGCAGAAGUGAAAAAACAAGUUGAAUUGCAGUUUCCUGGAUUUACUUUCGUCUCUGUUGUAUUCACUAGUGGAGCCGGUACAUCCAUCAAUGCAUUAUAUGUUAUCCAAACUCUGAUGCCAGUAACAUCACCAAUACUGUCAUAUUACUUGCCAAAUGUUGGGGACACAACUUUAUUUGCAACAACACCUGUGCUUGCUCAAAGUUGUUCUUCAACUACAUGUUCUGCUCGUGAAUAUUGCUUCGAACUUAACAGUGUACAAACAUGUGUAUGUAGAGCUGGAUAUAGUGGGAAUGAUUGCGCUGAUAUUGACGAGUGCACCACAAGCAAUUCAUGCAACUCACUCGCAACUUGUGGCAACACAGAAGGAAGCUAUACUUGUACUUGUCAGACUGGAUAUGAAGGAGAUGGAACUGUUUGCUCUGAUAUUGAUGAAUGUUUAACUGUAACUUGUUCUGCUAAUUCGGGAUGUGUAAACAAUGCUGGGUCAUAUGAAUGUGAAUGUAAUACUGGAUAUACAGGUGAUGGAACAACUUGCACUGAUAUUGAUGAAUGUUCAACUGUUACUUGUUUUACUAAUUCUCAAUGCAAGAAUAAUGCUGGAUCAUAUCAAUGUGAAUGCAAUGAUGGAUACAGAAGCGAUGGAACAGCUUGUUUUGAUAUUGAUGAAUGCUUGACUGAAACUUGCUUCACGAAUUCUGAGUGUAAAAAUAGUGAAGGAUCAUACAGAUGUGUCUGUAAUGCAGGAUACAUGCUCAAUUCCAACAACUCAACCUGCAUUGCACAAUGUACAGAAGCAUAUUGCAACAAUGGUGGAACAUGUGUACCAUCUACAGACAGCGACACACCAACUUGCUUAUGCACUUCACAAUUCCAAGGCACCAAAUGUGACGAAUCAUCCAUCUACCGAGACCUUGCCAUUGCAUUUGGUGUAAUCGGAGGAAUUCUACUCAUACUGCUCAUUGCAGCAAUCAUCGUGUGCAUAGUGAGGAGAAAGAGAAAUAACAUGGACUUUGUACCAUAAAAUUAAAAACUGUCUUUCUGAUUACCGUACCAAUGUAUAUAAACCACAUUCUAUAUCGAUCACAAUUUAUUUGUUAUUAUUCAUUUUUGAAGUGGUGAUGGAUCGAUUCUUUAUAACCACACUGAUCCAGAAAAAGUAUCAUGAAAAUUGUAGGUUCUUUAUUUUGGAUAAUGUUUGUAAAAUUUCAGAUAGAUUUUCUACUAAUGAUAAUUCUUUAUAAUAGCUUAAUAAUUCUAAUAUGUUAUGCUGAUUGAACCAAUACCUGUGGUUCAAUACGCACAAAAAGACAUGUGCAGUCAUACCAUUCGUUAAUCCAUGAAACCUAGGUUUGUCCUCAAGAUGUCCCCACAGCUAAGACAACACCGAAAAAAUGAAUUCAAAACUGUCAUACUUCUCAAUUGAACAAGAGGUGUCAAAAAUAACUGGUAGAAUAUUAAAUUACACAAGAGAAUGAAGAAAGUUUCAAGAUGAUCAUCAAUAUGUGUCUCACUUUUAUUUUUGUUUGCACUAGCUUGUUUACGUAGGAUAAUUUACUGUGGCUUUGUACCCUAACAUCUAAAACUGCAGUUUAUUUUUAAAUUAAUCUAUGCAUAAGUAUAUAAAUGCAAUAAUCUAACAGCACAGAAUUAUAUAUAAAUCUGCACUGAUACAAAUAGCUUAUCGCAACAUAGUUCAGGUUGUGUGGAUGACAAUAAUAUGUUAGAUGAAACACGCUGCAAAUUGAUGCAUGCUUUUUUACAUCUCUAUUAUUGAUAAUAUUACUGCCAUAGUUGUUUUAAUGUUCAAUAAUUAUGUUUUCUUCAAAAUAAUUGCUAAUAAAAUCCCUAACACAAAUGACUGUUUUGAAUUAUGCUCAGUCUUUUUUUACUUUCAUUACACAACAAUCAAAAUGGGUGC